CCUUCACAGGAGCACUUAGUGUGUGUUUGUGUAUGUAUGUGUUCGUUUAACAGUGCGUGUUUGAUUUGUUUGCUUGACUUUGUGUUUGUGUGUGUGUUUGUGUUGCUCUCUGUGUUGUAAUAGCACGUCCCUACUUAACCUCAACAGGGUCUGGGGGCCAACUGGGUUAUAUAAAGCCUGCUGCUCUCUGGCCUCACCAGCCAGAAGCCAGAGUUGUGUAUGUGUUUGUUUAACAGUUUGUGUUUGCAAUGGAUUUGUGUGUGUUUUGUGUGUGUGUGUGUGUGUGUCUCAGAGGGGAGAAAAUAGAUAUUUUAAGAUGUAUCCAACACUACUAAUCAAAUCCUUGUUCUUGUCUCAUUAUUUUAAUUAAAGAUGUAAAUUACAAAUCUGGCUUUUUGGUGUUCUACUUACUAAAGGUUUUUAUAUAUUGUUUUGCUUUUUUUCCCCCUAGUAAGUUGUUUUACACGUUAAUGGCAUCGUUACCAAACCCUCUAAAGUUGAACUCUCAGGCUUCUCUUCACAAGUGAAGCGUGGGAUCGUUCCUUCUGUCCCCGUCUCCCCUGCUCCUCUGUCUCUGAGGACGUCAUCCCAGCGUCUUUAAUGUCCAUCUGCAUGAGAAACACGUUCCUUACACACACACACACACACACACACACAUUCUCUUUCCUGUUCCCUCCUCUCCAGUCCUUCAUUUUUUAAUGUAUUUUAUAUAAGUCCAUGGCGUACACAUGACAUUAUGACAUGUUUGAGAUGAACUACACGUCGUGUCUUUGCUUUUUAAAGAUGACACGGGGCCCCGCAGUGGUGUUCAUUGACCUGUAAAUUGGAUCCGCGUGUGCUACACAGAGGCCUCGUUUUGGGGUUUUUUGGGGGUAAAUAUGGGGCUGGUUUGAGACCAACUUCGGAGUCAUUGCUCAUGUCAGGAAGAGGCGCUUUGGGAAAGUGGGACCAUCUCCUGUUUCUCUUCCAUGAAAAGUAGUUGUUGCCUGAAGGAAGUCGAUCGUGGAUUAGCACAAAAGGAUUAAGAAUGUCAUCUUGUUUUUUAUUUUUUUUUAUUAACAUUUCGUGGAACUUUAAACUUGGCUUUUAUAACACAAAGUGACCGAAAUGACAGUAGAGCAGUGAUAACGGAUCAGUAAUCCUUGGCUGUUUGCAGAGGAGGUUUGUCAGAGAUUUAGUCUUUGGACAAACGUGGCAUGAAGCAAAACAACGAUGAUCCAAUAAAGUCCCCAAAGUCCAUUACAACGGUGUGAUGGGGUUAAAGGUCUGAUCCUCCAGACAAACACACACUGCAGCUUAUCGAGGCUGCAGAGGAGCCGCUGUGCUCGGUUCAAACGUGAAUUCUCUUUGACUUAUGAAGCUUAGUGCAGAAACUGAUUGACCUUCUAAACCUGUUUGGAUGAGAAUGUUUUCUGUCUGUCAAUGAAUCUUCUUUUAAUACACGGUUUUAUGAUCACGUCUUGAUUUGUCUGUUAAAGACGUGUGUCGGAUUGAUCUCAGUCGACCUUUUUGGACUUUUCAAAUACAUUUUUACUGAUCGAGGCUUGUGCGGCAUCGUCCCAGGACUGAGCAGCGUGCUGCUGCCGCGCAUGAACCCGUUUGUGCUGAUCAACAUGGCCGGAGCUCUGUCGCUGUGCAUCACCUAUAUGCUCAUAGAAAUCAAUGACUACAAUGCGGUGGACACGGCGUCGGCGGUCGCCAUCGCCCUCAUGACCUUUGGCACCAUGUAUCCCAUGAGCGUCUACAGCGGCAAAGUGCUGCUGCAGACGACGCCGUCGCACGUCAUCGGCCAGCUGGACAAACUGCUGCGAGAGGUGUCGACUCUGGAAGGAGUGCUGGAGGUUCGAAACGAGCACUUCUGGACCGUCGGCUUCGGCUCCCUGGCCGGCUCCGCCCACGUUCGUAUCCGCCGCGACGCCAACGAGCAGCUGGUUCUGGCCCACGUCACCAACCGGCUGCUGCCGCUCGUCUCCACGCUGACCGUCCAGAUCUUCAAAGACGACUGGACCAGACCCCUCCUCACCGGGACCCUCUCCUCCUCCACCUCCUCCUCCUCCUCUGCUCCCCAUCAAGGCCCCGAAGGCUACGCCUCCUCCUCCGGGCCUCCUCCGCUCCUCACCUCCGGAGGGGAGAUGGACCCGCUGACCUCCACGCCCUCCAAACCCAGCAGCCCCCCGCCGGAGUUCGCCUUCGACACACCGGGGAUGAACGCGCAGCCGGUGGUCCUCCCCGCCCCGGGACAGCACGCCCACCGGCCCUACGGGGGGGGCCCGGGACUCCCCUACGGAGCCUCCGCCUACGCGGCCAUGCUGAGUCAGGGCCUGGCGCGGCCGGGACUCGGGGCGCCGGCUCUCGGGCCGGGCUUCGGACUGGGCGCCGGCGGGGGCCCGUCCCCUCACAGCUACAGGACUGCGUAUGCAGCGCCGCCGCCGCCGCUGCGGUUUGGAACCAGCAACCCUCUGGCUCCUCAGUCGCAGUACAGACAAUACCGACCCUGAGUGUGUGCCGGCGCUCCCAAUCGGACACGGAGACGCUGCAGCAUUUUGUCCCAGUGGGACAACGAGGGGGUUUCUUGUAGCGUGAGCCUCCCCUGGCUUUAGGAAAGG
Messenger RNA from Pungitius pungitius (ninespine stickleback), 2606 nucleotides. RefSeq names its product solute carrier family 30 member 6 (gene slc30a6). NCBI's taxonomy places the organism in Eukaryota, Metazoa, Chordata, Actinopteri, Perciformes, Gasterosteidae. Gene Ontology annotation, biological process: zinc ion transport; transmembrane transport. Gene Ontology annotation, cellular component: Golgi apparatus; membrane. Bases 1590 to 2498 code for a protein of 302 amino acids. The record is from RefSeq and is a predicted model, not a curated record. Gene Ontology annotation, molecular function: monoatomic cation transmembrane transporter activity. The transcript has 6 exons.